AUGGCCACCAGAUCGCUAAGCUGGGACCAGCUAGAAUAUGACCUGACACCGUGGAUCAAAGACGCCAUCAGUUCUUUGGGCUUCGAGACCAUGACUCCAGUCCAGGCAUCCACCAUCCCAUUAUUCUCCAAAAACAAGGAUGUUAUAGUGGAGGCUGUUACAGGUUCAGGGAAGACAUUGGCCUUUGUGAUACCGAUAAUAGAGAGAAUCAUGAGACUGGACCCUGUUAUGAUCCAGAAAAGACAUUUCAACGCUGUGAUCAUCUCUCCAACUAGAGAAUUAUCAUUACAAAUAGAGAAGGUUUUCGAAUCAGUGCUUAAAUUCAAUCCAAAAGAAGAUGGUAUAAGGACUCAAACUUUAGUUGGUGGGGUUAGCAGUAUAGAUGAAGACCUUAGAAAGUUUCAAAAAUGGAAUCCACAUAUCUUGAUUGCCACACCUGGUAGAUUGGCUGAUUUCUUAAAUCGUGGGAAUAUUGUCUCAACGAAGAAUUGUGAAGCUUUAGUAUUGGAUGAAGCUGAUAGAUUAUUAGAUUUGGCUUUUGAAAAAGAGAUGAAUGUCAUUUUCAGAUCUUUGCCCAAACAAAAGAGAGUUGGGUUAUUUUCUGCAACUAUUUUGAAUGCAAGUGCCAAUUUCCAUAAAACUGGUAUGAGAAAUCCAGUCAAGAUUGUUGUUAAUGCUAAGAAUCAUAAACCAAAAACUUUACAAUUAAAUUACACGAUAGUGAAUCCAGAGGAUAAAUUGAAUCAAUUAUUCAAUUUUUUGGACACUUAUCAUUUCAGAAAGGCUAUAGUGUAUUUCCCAACAUGUUUGUCAGUUGACUAUUUUUAUUCUUUAUUCAAACAACUCAUACAUGAUAAUGAUCUUUUAUUAACUUUUUACUCAUUACAUGGUAAAUUAAAGACAAGUUCUAGAAUUAAAACAUUGGAGAAAUUUGAUUCAAAUAACGAUUCAAAAUCAGUCUUGAUGACUACUGAUGUUGCAGCUAGAGGUAUUGAUAUUGAGAAUGUUGAUUUGGUCAUUCAAUUAGACCCACCAACUGAUCCUGAUGUGUUUUUACACAGAUGUGGUCGUACAGGUCGUGCUAAUAAUGUUGGUCAAGCUGUUGUCUUCUUAAAUGAAGGCCGUGAAGAAGAUUAUGUUGACUUCUUGAGUGUUAAAAAAAUUGAGUUGGAUGAAUUGGAAAUUAAACCGAAAACUGUGAUAAAGCAAGAACAAAUCAAGAAAUGGAUUUUGAAAGAUCGCUUGAGACAUGAUAGAGGUGUCAGAGCAUAUGUGUCAUUUGUUAGAUAUUAUUCAAAACAUACUGCAAGUUCUAUUUUCAGAUUACAAAACUUGGAUUAUUUAGGUGUUGCAAAGAUGUAUGGGUUGUUAAGAUUACCAAAGAUGCCAGAAUUGACAAACUAUUUAAAGGAUAAUUUCCCAGCUGAUGGUUAUUUAGAUACUGAAGUGAAUUUUAAUGAUUAUAAAUAUUUGGAUCCAGUUAAAGAAGAAAAGAGAAUUGAAGAGGAAAAAAUCAGAGAAAAGAGAGAACAAAAAAUUGAAAAGAAGCAAAAAAUCAAAGAAAAUACUCCUUGGUCACAAAAAGUUCAAAAAAAAGCUGAAAGAAAUGAACGUAGUGCUGGUAAGGAUAUCAAAAAAAGAGAAUUAGAAUUGGUUGAGUCUGGUGAUGAAGAUGAACAAGUUGAUUGGAAAGAUUUGGUUAGACAAAGUAAAAAGGAGAAGAAGCAAAAGAAACAAGAUGUCGUUGGUACAUUUGAUGACUUGUAA
Messenger RNA from Hansenula anomala, 1767 nucleotides. It is a transcript of the gene SPB4, whose product is annotated as ATP-dependent RNA helicase SPB4. The record is from RefSeq and is a predicted model, not a curated record. The coding region runs from base 1 to 1767 and encodes 588 amino acids. The transcript has a single exon. Gene Ontology annotation, cellular component: nucleolus. Gene Ontology annotation, molecular function: nucleic acid binding; RNA helicase activity; ATP binding. Lineage: Eukaryota; Fungi; Ascomycota; Saccharomycetes; Phaffomycetales; Wickerhamomycetaceae.